This is a messenger RNA of Carassius carassius (crucian carp), 1655 nucleotides long. RefSeq lists its product as uncharacterized. The coding region runs from base 80 to 1096 and encodes 338 amino acids. Lineage: Eukaryota; Metazoa; Chordata; Actinopteri; Cypriniformes; Cyprinidae. The record is from RefSeq and is a predicted model, not a curated record. The transcript is spliced from 8 exons.
CUCUAAUGUGGUCUGCAAAUAUUGGCCAUAUCUGCAGAAAGUUGUGGACUACUGUCCAGAGUUGGAGGACUUGCUGAACAUGCGCCCAUUUCUCUCCAUCAUGCAUGCAAAAGCGCAUUCAUGGAUGUGUGAGUUAAAAUGGGGGGGGCGCAAUCAAGAAGGAGCUGGAACAACAAUCGGGGAGGAGGUUGAACAGGUUAACAGCUUCCUCUCUCGAGCAGCCAUAUGUUCCAAGUACAUGUCAAAAGCCGUUCGCACAGACAUGCUAACAAUCCAGGCAAGUGGCUGGAACAAGCGAAAGGCAGAAAACCUUGACCGGACACUGGCCAAAAGAUACAUCAAGACUGUACAAAGGAUUGCAGAGGCAACAAAGGACCUGGAGAAACUCACAGCUGAGUUAUCUCUACAGCAAGACACAGUCCAGCAGUGGGUGUCUGAUGUUCAGCAGUGGACCUCAGGAGCAACAAUACAAAAUGACCUGCAGAGGACCAUCGAGGGGCUAUAUCUGGGCAUCAAACAGCGAAAAGUUCAGCUGUAUCGUCAGUCUGGUAGGAACAAGCGAAGGCAUCAACUGAGAAGAAAGAUUGCUGUUGAGAAGAAAGCCUUGGAAGUUGCCAUCAAUGACCACAAUGCUACUGUGGGGGAAGUUGAAAAACUGCCUCCUCCCAAUGAACUCCUGGCUGUGGAUAACUACUCCUGGCCAUGGGAAUGUCAUGGUGAUAUGGAGCGGAAAAAAAAUGUUUUUGACAAGGUAAUGCUGCUGGCUAGACUGAAAGAAGAAGAAUUUAUUGUGGUUCGCGAAGUCAAGCAGCACAUGGAGUACAUGAGGAGUGUUGCUGGACUGAUUGAAGAGUUUACCUUUCAGCUCACUGAAGACACCAGUGGGAAAUGCAGUACAGAGGGCUUAAUGGAGAAAGGACGUGAGGGACUACUCUGUGUGCUGAAGAGAAGAUUGCGUGAAGUUGAAGCACAACUGGCUAAAGCACGCACAACAUACAAAAGUAUUCUUGGACUGCAAACAUUGCCCUUAGAUGAGUUUUCCGAAGAGGAAGACUCAGAGAAUACUUCCUCAACUGAUGAGGAACUGGGAGAGUAGUUAUUAGGGAGAUGAUGUGUUUACAUUGUGUUGAACCCAAACGUCAGUGCUGUAAUAACUUGUAUGUGAAACCUGAGGUUAUUUUACUGCUGUUGUAAGAUUUCUUUGUGUUUAGAGCAUGUACUGCAAAUUCCUCUGAAACUGUAAAAACCCAUUAUGUUAGCCCAUUAGUCCCCACCCUCUGCCCCAACCCAAUCACUGGUGAUUCACAACUGUCAAACAUGACAAAUUACCUUGGUUUUUUUAGGAUUACAUUUUUGGUCAAAAUGUAUUGCGCAUCCCUACAUACUGUAGCUUCACUAUAGUUUGUAUAUAUUGUACCUACUGUAGUUUACGUAGCCUAUUGUAUUGUUACUCUCUCCAACAGUGUGGUAUUCCAGCUUAUGUUUCCACGUUAGUAUAUCAAUACUCACUCACUUUCACACACUCACUCGCUCACACACACACACACACACACACACACACACACACACACACACACACACACACACACACACACACACACACACACUCACUCACACACAAAUACAUACAUACAUACACUCACUCUUAAACACAC